AUGGUGGCUUCACAUGACAAGCAGCAACAGCACAACGACGAUGCGGCCAUCUUUGCCGCCGCCGCUGCUGGCGCUGCACCGCCGGUGUGGAACCAGCAAGAUGCCUGGGCCGCAGCGCUCUUCGACAACGCCCGCCAGUUCGGCGUGCAGCUGGUGUGUGCGGGCGGCUCAGGCGCCAUCGCGAAGACCAUGGUUGCGCCGCUCGAGCGCGCAAAG
This is a messenger RNA of Monoraphidium neglectum, 216 nucleotides long. RefSeq lists its product as hypothetical. The annotation marks the transcript as partial. The transcript has a single exon. The record is from RefSeq and is a predicted model, not a curated record. NCBI's taxonomy places the organism in Eukaryota, Viridiplantae, Chlorophyta, Chlorophyceae, Sphaeropleales, Selenastraceae.